This is a messenger RNA of Acanthopagrus latus (yellowfin seabream), 1566 nucleotides long. RefSeq names its product 5-hydroxytryptamine (serotonin) receptor 1A b (gene htr1ab). The record is from RefSeq and is a predicted model, not a curated record. Bases 260 to 1510 code for a protein of 416 amino acids. Gene Ontology annotation, molecular function: G protein-coupled serotonin receptor activity. Gene Ontology annotation, cellular component: plasma membrane. The transcript has a single exon. Gene Ontology annotation, biological process: adenylate cyclase-activating adrenergic receptor signaling pathway; regulation of vasoconstriction; regulation of behavior. Lineage: Eukaryota; Metazoa; Chordata; Actinopteri; Spariformes; Sparidae.
CUUCACUGCCUCAGCCGCCGACUAAAACAGACACAGACUGGCAGGCUGCGGUUCAUCCUCGCAGACAAAUGACGCAUUUUCCAUCACUGGUAUAAAUACGCAGCAUCAUUCUCCGUCUGCAGCCGACACUCGCAGUUCACACUCGCUCUGCUGCGCCCGACACUUCACUAUGCGCUCUUCAAGGUGCGACGGCGUGGUGCGCACCGGCCUCUCCAUCAAGUAACGGAAGCUCCCCAAACACACUUCGAGUUUACCAACAAUGGGGGAGACGAACAACACGACAGCCUGGUCUCAGUUUGACAGCCCUGCCAACAAAACCCCCAAACCCGAAGAAGAGGAGGUGAAGCUGAGCUACCAGGUGCUCACCUCCUUCCUGCUCGGCGCGCUCAUCCUGUGCGCAAUAUUUGGGAACGCGUGCGUGGUGGCAGCCAUCGCCUUGGAGCGCUCCCUCCAGAAUGUUGCCAACUACCUGAUCGGCUCUCUGGCUGUCACCGACCUGAUGGUGUCGGUGCUGGUGCUACCCAUGGCGGCGCUGUACCAGGUGUUGAACCGCUGGACUCUUGGGCAGAUUCCGUGUGACAUCUUCAUCUCUCUGGAUGUGUUGUGCUGCACCUCGUCCAUCCUGCACCUGUGCGCCAUCGCCCUGGACAGAUACUGGGCGAUAACGGAGCCCAUAGACUACAUGAAGAAGAGGACGCCGAGGAGAGCCGCCGUCCUCAUCAGCGUCACCUGGCUCGUCGGGUUCUCCAUCUCGGUGGCGCCGAUGUUGAUCAUGCGCUCCCAGCCCAGCAGCGUGGCGGAGGACAGGGCGAAUCCAAAACAGUGUAAGAUCAGACAAGACCCCUGGUACACGAUAUACUCUACAUUCGGGGCUUUUUACAUCCCCCUGACGCUGAUGCUGGUUCUAUACGGACGGAUAUUCAAAGCGGCCAGGUUUCGGAUCAGGAGGACGGUGCGUAAAACUGAGAAAAAGAAAGUGUCCGACUCUUGCCUGGCGUUAUCUCCCGCCCUGUUCCACAAAAAGACUCCCGCGGACGCACAGGGCAAGACCUGGAAGAGGAGCGUGGAGCCCCGGCCGCUGCCGAGCGUCAACGGCGCGGUGAAACACGCGGAGGACGGCGAGUCCCUGGAGAUCAUCGAAGUUCACAGCAACUCCAAAGGCAACCUGCCACUGCCCAACACCCCGAGCUCGGUGCCGCUGUUCGAGAGCAGGCACGAGAAGGCGACCGAGGCGAAGAGGAAGAUCGCGAUGGCACGGGAGCGCAAGACGGUGAAGACCCUGGGCAUCAUCAUGGGCACCUUCAUCUUCUGCUGGCUGCCUUUCUUCAUCGUCGCCCUCGUCAUGCCGUUCUGCCAGGAGUCGUGCUACAUGCCCCGCUGGCUGGAGGAUGUCAUCAACUGGCUCGGCUACUCCAACUCUCUGCUCAACCCCAUCAUUUACGCGUACUUCAACAAAGACUUCCAGAGCGCCUUCAAGAAAAUCAUCAAGUGUCAUUUCUGCAGACCGUGAUGCUCCUUCAGGUGAAAGCCCUAACAAACAAACAAACAAAAAAGAAAAAAAAAAAA